AUGUCUCAGGAAAGAGCCCAACGUUCUCAGUUGUCGCCAACUACCUCAAAAACAGUUCAGGAAAACGAUGAGGAGGAAGUUAAUCAAGAUGAGAUGGCAUGGUUGCAGGAGCUCCCUGCAGAGCUGGAUGAUUGCAUUGCCCAUAGAGACCUUGAUCAAGCUGUCGAGCUUGUUCAUGAAUGGAAGCAGUGUUCAACAAAGGACUCUAAUAUCGAUACACAAAUGAAAAUUCGUGAAAAUCAGAUAGUGCAACUCUUGAGCGAUGAUGUUCGCCGUCCUGGAGCGGUUCACGGGGGACCACGUGCAAUGAAGAAGGCUCGAACACUUCUUACUCAACUGGGACGAGGGACUUAUGCUAUGGAUCUCUACCUGCGAAGACGGAGUGCACUGCAGCGCGCUGCCAUCAAAGAUAUUGCGGUAUCUGAGGAACCACUGUCAUACGUUCGACAGCUGUGCACAUUAUUUUCUGGUGCU
Strongylus vulgaris is the source of this 474-nucleotide messenger RNA. The record is from the annotation of a GenBank genome assembly. NCBI's taxonomy places the organism in Eukaryota, Metazoa, Nematoda, Chromadorea, Rhabditida, Strongylidae.